This is a messenger RNA of Anguilla rostrata (American eel), 5652 nucleotides long. Its product is annotated as zinc finger protein 518B. Gene Ontology annotation, molecular function: DNA-binding transcription factor activity, RNA polymerase II-specific; RNA polymerase II cis-regulatory region sequence-specific DNA binding. Bases 569 to 3121 code for a protein of 850 amino acids. Lineage: Eukaryota; Metazoa; Chordata; Actinopteri; Anguilliformes; Anguillidae. The record is from RefSeq and is a predicted model, not a curated record. Gene Ontology annotation, biological process: regulation of DNA-templated transcription. The transcript is spliced from 3 exons.
ACGCACGCGCACACACAUGUUUUCAUCAACUUUUUUCUGAGAUAAUUGGUACACAGACUUCUUAACAUAUUCUGAGGACAAGGAAGGGUUAAAUGCACAGCGCAUAGUACGGUGUAGAGAUCUACUGCUCCACUGCGAAUUUGACCAAUCACAGCUUGUUGUUGGACGUUACACGGGUUCUCUUUUCUUCCUCCAGAAUGAGAGAAGACAAUACCCAGGACACCAUUUGCCAGUGUGAUUAGGAAUCAUAUGGGAAUUUCAGUAAUGCGCAACAGUAGUUCAAGUUGGAUUCUGCCUAUACAGGUGGAUGAAAGGACAGAGCAAGUGACACUUUUCAAAGGAGGAGUUUUUUGUUGCUUGAAGAUGCUUCCUACUUCACGUCUGUGUUUCUUCAUGUGAAAUAACUACAGGAUGACUUCUAAAGUUGAGUUUGUGCCUCUGAAAGAUGCCUGGGUCACUCUGUGUUUUCUUGGGGAUGGAAUAGCAGGAAAACAGAUGAUUUAACCAUCAACCUUUGGUAUUUUAUUGGUAUUUUUGGUAUUUGUACCACAAGAGUAAUUCUACCGACAUGAAUCCAAUCAGUCAGCAUCAGAAUGUCUUCAUUUCUUUUGUGGAAAACACAACAAAGAAAAACAAUUCAGAAAAAUCUCUGGCCUUGUCUAAAUGGAAUAACAAUCGGAACAGAUUUUCUUGUGACAAAUGUCGCUUUUCAUCCAUAGACGUGGAUCAGUUCAAUAAGCAUGUUUUGCAGCACGUGGAAAUGACCUUCUCUUGCUCUUAUUGCAACCAUGUCUCGUACACCAGAGGCGAAUCUCAGCGGCAUCUCGUUAAGCACACUGGCACCUUCCCCUUCAAGUGCCAGUUCUGCCCCUAUGGUGCAGUGAGAAAUGACUACAUCGUGAAGCACACUCAACGAGUUCACAAGGUUUUUGAAGAGAAAGCCUCAUACAGAGUCACCAAGACUAAUUUAGAACAGCAGCCCCACUCGACCAAAACGCACAUGUAUGCAUCACCCUUGAGCACAGACGUGGACUUGCCCCCUGUGGGUGUGGUUAGUAAUGCACCAGUCAGCAGUGAUGCCGUUGGAAAGACAAGUAAUUCUAGUGGUUUGUCCAAGGUCCAGGUGGAACUUUUGUCUCCCCUAAAUGAACCCAUUCAGCAUGACAAACCCUUGACUAUUGCUUAUCCACCAGAAAUGGACAUACCCCCUGGCUGCUUUGUUGAACUCGUGGAGGUGAAAACAGUCAAUGGGACCAAGGAGCUGGAGCUUAAGUUAGUCUCACAGCAAACUGCUGAAACCAAAUCACCUGUGAAGAAUUUGGAGGCUCAAACUGGGAGUGUCGGUGUUCAAAACAGCCACAUAGAUAAACCAACCUUCAGAUGCAGUGUCAUUGCACAAGAGAGCAAGGCAAUCCAUCCAGAGCCUCAUAUUGUAAACCAGAAUGUGAAAAAAAGGGAUUUCUCCUCAGUAAAAACUGUGUUGAAUGUGUCCCGUGAUCGAGGUCCAAACUUAAAAGAACACUCGAAAGAAGCACAAGGGGCUGUGAAAGAAAAAUCUGGUGAGCCUGCGAGGGAAUUUGGUGCCAACACUAGGAAGGAAGCAUCGAAAAGUGUGCGCCAGCAAAUGGGACAGAAAUCACUGAGUUCCGGUAAACUCAAGAGUCCUUUUCAGCCUCAGUCCAUAUUAUCUACUCAAAGUACUGCAAAUAAUGCCGUCCAGCAGAAUGUUGUCAGACCCACUGUACCCUCAAAAACCUGUAAUACUGGUGACCUCCCCUGUCAUAUUGUUCCUAAGGAGGAGGUAAUCUGUGACUUUCCAUCACAUCCAACAAGUAAUUCCUUCUCUCCCUGUGGGAGUGAUACUAUGACUAAAGGGAACGGUUGUCCUCUGGAUUUCAUACCUUUUGUCAACCCCAUUUCUGAGAAAGUUGCUGAUGAUAAGGAUUCACAUGAUGCUCCGGCUACCACUGAGCUACCAGUCAUAUCAUCAGUAUUUUCCAUUAGUCAAGGCCCUGGGGAUUUCCCAGGCUGCAUCAGGUGGGAGCAGGCUUUAAACAACAACCUGGGAAUUUUCCCUCAGAAUGGGAACAUAUCUGCUGUUCCAGAGCAAGGGAAUUCAAAAAACAUAUUGUCCACCAGACGUACAUCAACGUCAGUGGAUACCUGUGGCAGCCCUAAAGGAGGAACAAAUCAUAAGCUCACAAGUAAAGGAGAAAAAGGCACUAACGCAGACAGUGUUAAGACGGACUCGCCGAGCCCUGCCAGUGAAGCACCAAGGUCUCCGUUGUUGGGUCAGACUUACUUACCCCAGCUGAACAAGAUUUCGCCCCGUGACCUGGUCAAAAAUCCAGCGGACGCUCCCACUAAACAGAAAAAUAAAAAAAUUCUGGAAGACUCCUUGCCCAUGUUCAUUCCACAAGGAGCCGUGCUGAAGAUCUCUGAGUCCAACAAGCCCUCACUUACUCUGAAGAUAUCCACACCAGCUUCAGAGAUGAUAGGCAGCUGGAUGCCUAGGCCUGUCCUUUUCAGCAGUUUAAAUGAACAGAACAUUUUGGACACGGACCACUCUUGCCAGAACAAGGUUCCUAAGCUCUCACUGAAAAGGAGGAAAUCAGGAGCAGAAAACAAGGGUUUGGAUGAAGAAUGGGAGCAACAGGAUUCGCAAACUCAUGAUGGGUAUGAUGAUGCUUGGAAAUUAGCCAAGCACAAGAAGAGGAAAAAACACAAGAAGACCUCUAAAGCGAAAUCCUCAUCACAAGUGACAAAGAAAACCCAAAGAGACACAGGAAGACUCUGGCUCAUUCCGCUGAAAGAGGAUCAGCCGGUUAAAUGCCCAGGGCCUGACCAACCCGUUGUUGUCCUUAAUCAUCCAAAGCCACAGACUUUUAGGGUGAGGACCAACAUGCAAACCAUGCUUAGAGGCAAUAAGAACCACCCCAACUGUGCGCUCCCCACAGGAGAACGGUCUGUUAUGUGGCACUCAAGGACAACUCGACAAUCAACAGACCAGACCCGGCACACAUUAAAAAUGAAACUAAAGAAGGUCCAUCAAAACAAAUACCAGAUAGUGGGAUUUGUAUUUAGAGACACUCCAACAGACACUCAAGUGCUAGUCCGGUGAACAUGUUUUUAAGAAACAUAAAGGAAGAAGUCCUUGGAUGUGGAAGACUGAAACUACAGAGAACUUAACAUAACAGAGUUGUGAAUAAGGCAUGUUUUAGGUGUUGUAGUAGGUGUGUUACAUCUGAAAAGGCAUUUCAAUAUCUUUGAGAUAUCCAUGAAAUAUAUUUCUGUUUUCUAUAUUGUAUAUAGGUUGAAUCACUGUCUCGUAUGUCUAUAUCAUUUUUUUCUAUACAAGCAACCUUAUUAGGUAUUUAAUGCUCCCUGAAAAUACCAUGGAAAAUUAAAUUGGAUUCCUUAUUAAGGAAUUUCCAGCAAUGUUGUUUCAUGAAUAUAGUUCACAGCAAAAAGCAAAUGAAGAGUGUGAUUGUUGAUAAUAAUUAUGUCUUAUUAUUUCCCAAUUAAAAAUUGGCUUAGAAUUGGUCAAGUUUUUAACAUGGGAGGAAAAACCAGAAAACCAGUAUGACAACUGAGAAUGCCAAAUGUUUAGUGCAAUUCGGUUUUUCAUUUUCUGUGAAAUAUGUACAGCUAAUGAGAAGCUAUUUACAUUAUGUUAAUUUUUUUUUUUGUCUGUGGUUGCAAAGUUUAGGAAAUUUAAUUUCACUCUGUUGCAGUGUUUAACAAGCGUGAUCAUGUAGACAUGGUAUUUAUGGCUUUUUCCAGUUGAGCUCAGUUAAUAUUUUUUAAAUUUGUUGGAAGGGCAGAUGCUAAUAAAAUAUGUUGUAAAAAAUGAACACAUUAUCCUCAAAUAAGACAACAGAUUUAAUAUAGUGUUGUAAUGUAAAUUAAACUCUUUAAUUGCCAGUUAAAACAAAUUUUAAGUGCUCAAUGAAUUUAUAUAUGUAAACCCAAUGUAGAGCUGCCAGUUUCGAGUUCCGGAAUCGUGAUCACAGUGAGUUGUAUCCUCUUUGAGGUUUUUCUUUUUCUUUUCUUUUUUGUAUGGAAUCUCAUUAGUUUACAGCCAAGAACAGUAAUCCCAUCAACCAUUGACUCCUGGAAGUUUCUGGUGAAUUGUCAGUACAUGUUAAUUUUUACCUUCUAAUGGAGAUAGCUUUUUUGUGCACUCCAAACAUCAUCUUAGAAUAUGUGUCAUGAUAUUAAUAUGUAACAUUACGAAAUCUUACCUUUAAUGUGUGUAUCAGUUAGUGUCUAGCCCAGAUGAAACCCUUCUUUGAUUGGCCAGAGGUUUAAUACCAUUGAAAUAAAAAGUGUUUGAUGUACAUAUUCAUAACUAACAGUGUUAGGCUGGAUUUACCUGAGGUGUUGAGCUGAGGUUUAACAGAAGUUAACAUGCAAUACCAAAAACAAUCUCCUUGUCUUGGUCCACCAGCAGAUUCUUGUGGGCUGCUCAGAAACUGCCUUUAGAAACAUGGUUAACCAUCCUUGCAUACAGUUGUUAAUGAAAUGUUUUAACAUCAGAAUUGCUUUCAUUUUUUAAAGUCAUAUUAAUUUGCGUUAUUGUUAAUUUAGCAUUUGUUGCUAGCACUUUUGAAACCAUUUAAAGUACUUUUUUUUUAUCUUAAAUGAACAUUUCUUUUGAGGGUAGCUUAUUUUCUGUAGUUUUUAUGGUUUUUUAAGGUGAAGGAACUUGUCCUUUGUGAAACCGCUUUUUCAAAGUUAAUUAGCCCCACUAUUGACAUAUUUGAGGUCAUAGGCAAAGACUGUUGGGGGGAGGAUUUGGAUUUAUAUCUCCAGGGCCCGGGAGUUCAAAACUUUUUAUCUCAAUCAGAUCCGAUCAGAUUUUGAAAUCCCAUAUUUUGUGAUCCAGGAUCAGACAACUCAGCCAGAUUUUGUCCAGGUAUUUCAAAGCAAUUCAGGAUAGGAUCACCCUGAUCCAGAUUCAGACUUUUCAAGAUAACCAGAUCCUGAUUAUCAGUGCUUUAAAGCCCUGGAACAUUACUGAGAAAGAUUACGAUUUUCUAACCUUCAAAUUAUAUAUAAUAUUUGGGGGGCUUUAAAGGUGCAAUAUGUAACUUUUUGAGUGUCAAUUUUUAUGGCCCUACAAAUGUAAACAACCUUUUCUUUUUUUAACAUCUAAAGUUAUCUUUUAACUCUGACAGCUCUUGAUACAAGGAAUAGCAGUUUGAGCCAUUUAUUAAGAAGAAUAUAAUAAAUCAUUUUGUGCCACAUAUAUAACAGCACUUGAUUUAAUUCAUAAUAAAAAGCCACAUUUUAAUCAAAAACAAUAAAUCUAAUAGGGACACUUGUUGUACAUUGCUCUGGAUAAGAGCGUCUGCUAAAUGCCUGUAAUGUAAUGUAAUAAUGUAACAACAACAACAAAAAUUUCACAGAUCCUCUUCAUUGAAAGGCAGCUCUAGAGCAGCAUCUUCAAGGAAUGCUUUGAUGGACUAGUGCCUAUUAUUUGUAGAUAAUUGUUUGAUGAUUCAAAAUUUAAUUUAUGAUUGAUAUAAUAUUUGUUGAGAUAACUUUGUGAUGAUAAACUUAAUAUUUGGUUGAAUACAGUGGUCUGAGAGGUAGGCUAGAGGCCACUGUAAAUGUGACAGAAAAAAGUCAAUAAAAAUUUUGCAACCA